This is a messenger RNA of Clupea harengus (Atlantic herring), 2600 nucleotides long. It is a transcript of the gene uckl1b, whose product is annotated as uridine-cytidine kinase 1-like 1b. The transcript is spliced from 15 exons. The record is from RefSeq and is a predicted model, not a curated record. Gene Ontology annotation, molecular function: ATP binding; kinase activity. NCBI's taxonomy places the organism in Eukaryota, Metazoa, Chordata, Actinopteri, Clupeiformes, Clupeidae. The coding region runs from base 401 to 2008 and encodes 535 amino acids.
UGGGAGGGAAAGAGACUGUUGGUACGUCAGAUUGGUUUCUGAAGUGCUCACCACAACAGUGCGCGGCGAAGCCCAGCGAGGAGAAAUCAAAACCGAUGUUGAAAGCAUAGUUUCUUUUCCUUCCCCUUCAGCUGACUCUUGUUGUCUGUCUCUCUUUUUUUCUCUCUCUCUCUUUUUCUCGUUCUUUUUCCUGCUCUCUCACUCAACCACGGCGGCCACUUGCCAGAGGGCAGAAGUGUUAAGUGCUGCCACCCAGCCCGUUGUGCCCGUGUGUGUGUGUGUGUGUGUGUGUGUGCGUGCAUGUCAGUCGCACUGGCUCCAGUAUAGUGACUCCAAACACUAGUGACCUUAGCAGAAAAAAAGGCUCUCUCUCUGUUCCUCUCUCGUCCGCUCCCUCGUCAUGAAUACUCUCCCAGCUUAUUCGGGAGCCAGGAUAUCAGGAUGUUGGGCUCUCAGGUCAGAUGGCAGCGGCGGCGGUGAGGGCUCCCUCGACAGACUCCUCCCCGCUGUCAGCAGCGGCCUAUCGCCACGGAAACGGACCACCAGCCAGUGCAAGUCGGAGCCACCGCUUCUGAGGACGAGCAAGAGGACCAUCUACACCGCUGGGCGCCCGCCCUGGUACAACGAGCAUGGGACCCAGUCGAAGGAGGCCUUCGUCAUCGGCCUGUGCGGAGGCAGUGCCUCGGGUAAAACCACCGUGGCCCGCAAGAUCAUCGAGGCUCUGGACGUCCCCUGGGUGGUGCUCAUGUCCAUGGACUCCUUUUACAAGGUCCUCACCCCUGAGCAGCAGCUGUUAGCCGCUAGCAACGACUACAACUUUGACCACCCGGACGCCUUUGACUUCGGCCUGCUGGUCCCCACGCUACGCAAGCUCAAGAAGGGCAAGAGCGUGAAGAUUCCCGUGUACGACUUCACCACACACGGGCGACAGAAAGACUGGAAAACGGUGUACGGCGCCAGCGUGAUUAUUUUUGAAGGCAUCAUGUCUUUUGCCGAUAAGGAGUUACUCAAGCUCCUGGACAUGAAGAUCUUCGUGGACACCGACUCGGACAUCCGCCUGGUACGGAGGCUGCGGAGGGACAUCACGGAGCGCGGGAGGGAGAUCGAGGGCGUGAUCAAACAGUACAAUAAGUUUGUGAAGCCGGCCUUCGAACAGUACAUCGAGCCCACGAUGCGUCUGGCAGACAUUGUGGUACCCCGAGGUGGUCACAACAUGGUGGCCAUCGACCUGAUCGUUCAGCACGUCCACAGUCAGCUGGAGGAGAGGAAGCUCCGCUGGGAUAUGGCUGCACUGGCCUCUGCUCAUCAGGCUCAGCCCCUCCCCCGGACCCUCAGUGUCCUGGAAAACACGCCUCAGGUCAGGGGCAUGCACACCAUCAUCAGGAAUAAAGAGACGAGCCGAGAUGAGUUCAUCUUCUACUCCAAACGGCUGAUGAGGCUGCUGAUCGAACGCGCCCUCUCCUUCCUGCCCACUCAGACACACAUUGUUCAGACCCCUCAAGGACAGGACUAUGAAGGGCAGACUUUCCAUGGAAAACAGAUCACCGGCGUCUCCAUCUUGAGGGCGGGCGAGACUAUGGAGCCAGCGCUGAGGGCCGUGUGCAAGGACGUCCGCAUCGGCAAGAUCCUCAUCCAGACCAAUCAGGACACAGGCGAGCCAGAGCUGCACUAUCUGCGUCUGCCCAAAGACCUGAGUGAGGACCACGUUAUCCUCAUGGACUGCACCGUGUCCACGGGCGCCGCCGCCAUGAUGGCCAUCCGCGUCCUACUGGACCAUGACGUGCAGGAGGAGAAGAUCCUGCUGGUCUCUCUGCUCAUGGCUGAGAUGGGGGUACACUCUGUGGCCUACGCCUUCCCCGAGGUCAAGAUCAUCACCACCGCCGUCGACAAGAAGGUCAACGACCUCUUCCACAUCAUCCCCGGCAUAGGUAACUUUGGGGAUCGUUACUUCGGUACUGAUGCUCCCCCCGACUGGAGUGACGAGGAGCUGGACGAGCCCAGUUAUUGAGCGACCCAUCACCUUGGUAACACAGGGAGCGAGGUUUCUAUGGAGAGGGGGGGGCAGGUUCAGCCCCCCCCUGUCCGGCAGCUAGACGGACCCACACCAUGGGACCACCACUGUUUCCUGACAUCCAGCUGGGAAAUACAGGCAUGGGUUUGGGCUCGAAACAAAGAACAAUCACUCACUGUAUACUGUUUUUGCUUCUUUUCACAUUUGUGAGAAAAACAAAUGUUUUAUGAGAAAUCUUUGUAUAUAUUUUAAAUUUUUACAAUCAUUGGUGGAAAUAUAUGUUUUUAUCUCUGUGGUCUAAAACGGUAUCACUUCAAGUGUUUCUUGGCGAUGGCGAAGAAGAGAAGUGAUGUCUUGCCUUACGCGUUACACAAACACGACGUCUCAUCAAAGACUUUUGGAGUGUGGUUUGGAAAAACGAGUGAAUUGGCGACUGCUGAAUGUCAAUCUUUUUUUUUUUUUGGGUUGUUGUAGCUGACUCUUGUUUGAGCUGCAUUUUCUGUUGCCUUUUUUUUACAUCUCUGAAGAAGUUGACCUUUUUUAGAAGCAGCCGUGCCGUUUGUUGUCGAGAUGUGCACAAGAGAGAGGC